AUGACUUGGGCAGAGGGAUUUUGCAGCAGUGAGAAGAAAUUUUCUAUUGAAAUUAUUCCAACUCCUCUCGCGGCAAGUAUUUUGGGCGGCUCCAAGAGGACUGUAGGCAAUGACGUUACAAUGCAAAUUGAUGCUUCUAAGUCAGUGGACCCAGAUGAACCAGGAAGCAAUUUCGAGUUUGCUUGGUUUUGUAACUUUAGUGGUGGCAAGUUGCCGGAAAAUAUAUCCUCUAUUGAGACAAACAAUCCCUUGAGUAAUGGAAGCUGUUUCGGAUAUGCUCCAGGUCAACUUACGGAUUUUAACGAAACAAAAAUAAUAACGUUAAAUACAAGCAUGGCGAUUGCAGGCAAAACAUAUACUAUCAGAUUU
Molecule: messenger RNA, 369 nt
Organism: Porites evermanni
Lineage: Eukaryota; Metazoa; Cnidaria; Anthozoa; Scleractinia; Poritidae
Source: the annotation of a GenBank genome assembly